Thrips palmi is the source of this 1894-nucleotide messenger RNA. RefSeq names its product T-complex protein 1 subunit zeta (gene CCT6). Bases 88 to 1683 code for a protein of 531 amino acids. The record is from RefSeq and is a predicted model, not a curated record. Gene Ontology annotation, molecular function: ATP binding; ATP-dependent protein folding chaperone; ATP hydrolysis activity. Gene Ontology annotation, biological process: protein folding. Lineage: Eukaryota; Metazoa; Arthropoda; Insecta; Thysanoptera; Thripidae. Gene Ontology annotation, cellular component: chaperonin-containing T-complex. The transcript is spliced from 8 exons.
CGAGAAGGCGGCGGGCCGCGGGAACCAACCUCCUGUCUGUUUCAUUGUUGGGGUUCACAUUACUCCCGGUUUUAGAAUUUUCAAACAAUGGCAGCCAUAAGCUUGUUGAACCCUAAAGCCGAGUUCGCUCGUGCCGCUCAAGCCCUCGCUGUGAACAUCUCAGCAGCCAAAGGAAUUCACGAUGUGAUGAAGACAAACCUUGGCCCCAAGGGAACCAUGAAAAUGUUGGUGUCCGGUGCUGGGGACAUCAAGAUCACCAAGGAUGGCAAUGUAUUGCUUCAUGAGAUGCAGAUCCAGCACCCGACUGCUUCUCUGAUUGCUCGUGCUUCAACAGCUCAGGAUGACAUGACUGGUGAUGGCACAACCUCAACUGUCCUGCUCAUUGGAGAGCUGCUAAAGCAAGCAGAUUUGUUCAUUGCUGAGGGUCUGCAUCCCCGCAUCCUUACUGAGGGAUUUGAACAGGCAAGAAAGAAAGCUGUAGAGGUCCUUGACUCAAUGAAAAUCCCCACUGAGGCCAAGAGGGAAAGCCUGAUUGAUGUUGCCAAGACUUCCCUGGCCACCAAGGUGCACCCCAAGCUGGCAGCAGUGCUCGCUGGAGUUUGCGUUGAUGCUAUUUUAGCAAUUAGACAGGACAAGAAACCAGUUGACCUUCACAUGAUUGAAAUGAUGGAAAUGCAGCACAAAACUGAAAUGGAAACCACUCUCAUCAAAGGUCUGGUCAUGGACCAUGGUGCCAGACACCCUGACAUGCCCAAGCGUGUUGAAAAUGCCUACAUUCUGACCUGCAAUGUGUCUAUGGAGUAUGAAAAGAGUGAAGUCAACUCUGGCUUUUUCUACAAAUCGGCUGAAGAAAGGGAGAAGCUUGUUUUGGCCGAACGUGAAUUCAUUGAAAACAGAGUGAAGAAAAUCAUUGAACUGAAGAAGAAGUUGUGUGAUGGUACCGACAAAACCUUUGUUGUCAUUAAUCAGAAGGGUAUUGACCCCAUGUCUCUGGAUAUGCUCGCCAAGGAGGGCAUCAUUGGACUGCGUAGAGCCAAGCGCCGUAACAUGGAGCGUCUUGCUCUUGCCUGCGGUGGUAUGGCUGUCAACUCAGUUGAUGAUCUGGAUGAAAGCUGCCUGGGUUAUGCUGGACUUGUUUAUGAACAUGUGCUGGGUGAAAACAAAUACACAUUUGUAGAGGAAUGCAAGUUCCCUCAAAGUGUGACUAUCCUCACUAAAGCACCCAACAAGCACACAUUAGUCCAAGUCAAAGAUGCCAUUCGAGAUGGACUUCGUGCUGUGAACAACACUUUACUAGAUGAAUGUGUUGUUCCUGGAGCUGGUGCUACAGAAAUAGCCACUCACCGAGAGCUGAUGAAGUACAAGGAAACAGUCAAGGGCAAGGCCCGUCUUGGCAUUCAAGCUUUUGCUGAGGCAUUGCUAGUUAUUCCUAAGACCCUAGCUGUGAACAGUGGUUUUGAUUCACAAGACACCAUAGUGAAGCUACAAGAGGAGGCUAUUGCCACAGGUGAAGCUGUUGGUCUGGAUAUUAACUCUGGUGAAGUUUUAAAACCAGCAGAAGCAGGAAUCUAUGACAACUUUAUUGUGAAGAAACAAAUUAUCAACUCUUGCACUGUCAUUGCUAGCAAUCUUCUCUUGGUUGAUGAGAUUAUGAGAGCUGGUAUGUCAUCACUGAAGGGUUAAGAAGAUCUAAACCAAGUCUUAAGUAAUCCUUCUACCAUCCACUGAAAAUGUGGAAGCUUCUACACUUAACAUAUGUAUUAUCCGGUGGGACCUUGCUUUUGCAUUUAUCUUAAUUUAUUCACACCAUUUGGUGGGUCUCUAAUUUACAUAUUGCUCUGCUUGUUAUUUUUUCCAGUAUCUGCAUUAAAAUCUGUUCUAAUUUAGUGUUUAA